This is a messenger RNA of Hypomesus transpacificus, 2141 nucleotides long. RefSeq names its product zinc finger protein 271-like. The transcript has a single exon. Gene Ontology annotation, molecular function: DNA-binding transcription factor activity; RNA polymerase II cis-regulatory region sequence-specific DNA binding. Gene Ontology annotation, biological process: regulation of transcription by RNA polymerase II. Bases 15 to 1982 code for a protein of 655 amino acids. NCBI's taxonomy places the organism in Eukaryota, Metazoa, Chordata, Actinopteri, Osmeriformes, Osmeridae. The record is from RefSeq and is a predicted model, not a curated record.
GACUCAAGUGGCACAUGAGGAUCCACACUAGAAAGAAGAAGUCCCACAGCUGUGACCUCUGUGGUAAAAAAUUUAGCCACAUUAGCCAACUCAGAGCUCACCGCAGAAUCCACACUGGAGAGAAGCCCUACAGCUGUGACCUCUGUCCUAAAACCUGUAGCCAGGCUGGUAGUCUCAGAUCACACCGCAAGAGCCACACUGAUAAGCCCUACAGCUGUGACUUCUGUGAUGAAACCUUCAGAGAGACUAAGGAAUUAACAGUUCACCGCAGGAUCCACACUGGAGAGAAGACCUACAGCUGUGACCUCUGUGAUAAAACCUUUAGCCAGGCUGGCAAUCUCAAAUAUCACCGCAUGAUCCACACUGGAGAGAAGCCCUUCAGAUGUGACCUCUGUGGUAAAACCUUUACCCAGGCAGGCAAUCUCAAACAUCACUACAGGAUCCACACUGGAGAGAAGCCCUUCAGCUGUGACCUCUGUGGUAAAACCUUUACCCAGACAGGCCAGCUCAGACGUCACCGCAGGAUCUACCACACUGGAGAUAAGCCCUACAGCUGUGACCUCUGUGAUGAAAACUUCAGAGAGACUAAGGAAUUAACAGUUCACCGCAGGAUCCACACUGGAGAUAAGCCCUACAGCUGUGACCUCUGUGAUGAAACCUUCAGAGAGACUAAGGAAUUAACAGUUCACCGCAGGACCCACACUGGAGAGAAGCCCUACAGCUGUGACCGCUGUGGUAAAACCUUUAGCUAUGCUUGCAAUCUCAGACUUCACUACAUGAGCCACACUGGAGAGAAGCCCUUCAGCUGUGACCUCUGUGGUAAAACCUUUACGCAAGCAGGCAAUCUCAGACAUCACCGCAUGAUCCACACUGGAGAGAAGCCCUUCAGCUGUGACCUCUGUGGUAAAACCUUUACCCAGGCCGGCAAUCUCCGACAUCACCGCAUGAAAUACCACACUGGACAUAAGCCCUACAGCUGUGACCUCUGUGAUGAAACCUUCGGAGAGACUAAGGAAUUAACAGUUCACCGCAGGAUCCACACUGGAGAGAAGCCCUACAGCUGUGACCUCUGUGAUAAAACCUUUAGCAAUACUGGCAAUCUCAGAUAUCACCGCAUGAUCCACACUGGAGAGAAGCCCUUCAGCUGUGACCUCUGUGGUAAAACCUUUACCCAGGCCGGCAAUCUCCGACAUCACCGCAUGAAAUACCACACUGGACAUAAGCCCUACAGCUGUGACCUCUGUGAUGAAACCUUCGGAGAGACUAAGGAAUUAACAGUUCACCGCAGGAUCCACACUGGAGAGAAGCCCUACAGCUGUGACCUCUGUGAUGAAACCUUCAGAGAGACUAAGGAAUUAACAAUUCACCGCAGGAUCCACACUGGAGAGAAGACCUACAGCUGUGACCUCUGUGAUAAAACCUUUAGCAAUACUGGCAAUCUCAGAUAUCACCGCAUGAUCCACACUGGAGAGAAGCCCUUCAGCUGUGACCUCUGUGGUAAAACCUUUACCCAGGCAGGCAAUCUCAGACAUCACCGCAUGAUCCACACUGGAGAGAAGCCCUUCAGCUGUGACCUCUGUGGUAAAACCUUUACCCAGGCCGGCAAUCUCCGACAUCACCGCAUGAAAUACCACACUGGACAUAAGCCCUACAGCUGUGACCUCUGUGAUGAAACCUUCGGAGAGACUAAGGAAUUAACAGUUCACCGCAGGAUCCACACUGGAGAGAAGCCCUACAGCUGUGACCUCUGUGAUGAAACCUUCAGAGAGACUAAGGAAUUAACAAUUCACCGCAGGAUCCACACUGGAGAGAAGACCUACAGCUGUGACCUCUGUGGUAAAACCUUUACCCAGACUGGCCAGCUCAGAAAUCACCGCAGGAUCUACCACACUGGAGAUAAGCCCUACAGCUGUGAUGAAACCAUAAAACAGCCAGGCAAUCCCAGAGUUCGCGCCUUAAUGCACGGACUUACCUGGGAUUAAGCCCGGGGCCUUGACCAAUAAGGGGCCUGUUAAUAAUAAUACAAAAUAAUAAUGAUGAUAAACGUCCGUAUUCGCAGUGUCAUUACUCUGCUCUACAGUGGCAUCCGGUGGUGGAUGUGGAGGGAGGCCCCCCCCCCCCUCCCCCUUAUCGAAACAAAA